GUCACCCGAUUAGUAGUAGUUUAGUGCCGUACUAGUGAGGUAGAAGAAAGUGAGUUUGGACCCCGUAGAAGUGCGUAUCGUGCCGUUGAUUCUGAUUCUGACUGAAAGCGAAGAAAACCCCAGGCCCAGUAAUCCGCUCACUAUAAACACUCACGUAGCAGCAACCUUCUCGCUCAGACAACAGAACAACAAUAAACGAAGCCCGGAAGAAGAUGAAAUCCCUCACCUUGAUUGUGUUCGGCCUGGUCGCGUUGGCAGCCACCGCCUCCGCUCAGCAGCAAAAGUACACCGAUAAAUUCGACAAUAUCAACGUGGAUCAGGUCCUCAGCAACGACCGGAUCCUGAGUAACUACCUCAAGUGUCUGCUGGACAAGGGACCCUGCACCCAGGAGGGACGGGAACUGAAGAGAACUCUCCCAGACGCACUGCGCACAAACUGCGAGAAGUGCAGCGAAAAGCAGCGCACCAACUCGCGCAAGGUUAUCAGCCAUCUGGAAUCGAGGAAACCGGUCGAAUGGAAGAAACUGCUGGACAAGUUCGAUCCGGAGGGCAUCUACAAGAGCAAGUUUGAGAAGCUGAACAAGCGAUCCUAAAAAUCCUACUCUAUAUACUUUUUGGAAGCAUUUGUGAUAGAUGUUAUCUCUUAGCGUGUGUGCGCGUGACCUGUUGCUCCGAGGGGCAGCAUUUGUGAAAAGCAGUAUUUUUGUUGGAGUAGACGAAUUAAGGCAUUUUGACAAAUUAGAUUUGGUACAACGUAGACACAAUGUAUAUCAAAUUAUACUUUUAAAUGUAUAAAUUUUCGUACGAUUAAGUGAGU
Molecule: messenger RNA, 817 nt
Organism: Ochlerotatus camptorhynchus
Lineage: Eukaryota; Metazoa; Arthropoda; Insecta; Diptera; Culicidae
Product: ejaculatory bulb-specific protein 3-like
Exons: 3
Coding region: 213-593 (126 amino acids)
Source: RefSeq, a predicted model, not a curated record